This is a messenger RNA of Gasterosteus aculeatus aculeatus (three-spined stickleback), 3362 nucleotides long. It is a transcript of the gene tbc1d15, whose product is annotated as TBC1 domain family, member 15. Gene Ontology annotation, biological process: activation of GTPase activity. NCBI's taxonomy places the organism in Eukaryota, Metazoa, Chordata, Actinopteri, Perciformes, Gasterosteidae. Gene Ontology annotation, molecular function: GTPase activator activity. The record is from RefSeq and is a predicted model, not a curated record.
CCGCUCUGAAAACGCAGGAGCAUAAAUCAGGCUUUAGUGCGCAUGCGUGAUAAUUCUCCCCACCGGAAGCUGAUUUAUCCGUUUUGUUUUGGAAGUUGACAGGCACGUGAGCAGCUGACGUUAUCAGGAGAGUGAACGAUCAGGCGACAUGGCGGCGGACUCUCUUCUGAAGGUCAUAUUUGAACAUGAAGGAGUCUUCAUCCACCCAAGCAGCGAUGAAAACCCCUCGGAGGAUUCACUCGUCUCGGGUUUCCUCCGCAUUGUUGACAAGGAUGCUGAAGUCUUUGUUGAGUUCAAACCUGUGGAAGAAACCGUUGACACAUCAAACAUGCUGUGUGCUGGAAAGGACUCCAGCUCCGUCAUGGAGUGGGACCAGUGUCCAGGUGAGAAGCUUUUAGAGAGCCAGCAUAGCUAUGAGACGGAGUGGGACAUGGUGAACGCCGUGUCCUUCAAGAAGAAGAGCUGCACUAACGGAGAAGGCACUCUAAACCACAGCCACGAGAAGAGUCGGGGUGCGUUCAGCUUCGCUCUCAGUGACCUGAGGUCCAUCAUCCUGAAGGAAGAAGGUUGGACCUUUCUGGUGCUGAAGCUGAAGGAGUCCUGCUCGUCCCCGCCUGCUCUGCAUUUCCACCAGGGUGGCAGCAAAGAGUUCCUGGAGUCCCUGAGGAGAUUUGCUCUGCUCAGCGAAGUUCCAGAAGAUGGAUCAUGUCUGCUGGUCAGUUCUCCAAUCAAAGCUCUUUCUCAGUCCUUUGAGAACCUGCUGGAUGACAACAACUUCGGCCUGAUUCAGCAGAAGUUCAGGAAGGACCCGUACGUUGCCACGCUGGGGGGCUUCUCCAAAGUCACCAACUACAUCUUCGAUGCCUUCCGGGGGACGGAGGAGCAGCACCAGCGCCCCCCUGAGGAGGUAGCCGACCUCCUGGGGGAGGUCCUCCCCGGUCUGGAGAUCAACCAGCAGGAGGAGCCUGGCUUCGAGGUCAUCACCAGGAUUGACCUGGGGACGAGGCCUGAAGUGACUCGCACUGGGCCUCUGUCCUCAGAGGACUGGAGCAAACAUCAGGAUGCAGAGGGGAGAAUGAUCAACAUCUCACGGCUCAAACAAACCAUCUUCAAAGGAGGUCUCUCUCAUGCUGUGAGGAAAGAAGCUUGGAAGUUCCUGUUGGGAUAUGUCCCCUGGGACAGCUCGCUGGAGGAGAGGAAAAUCGCUCAGAGAGCCAAAACUGACGAGUACUUCAAGAUGAAGCUGCAGUGGAAGUCAGUGAGUGAGGAGCAGGAGAGGAGGAACUCCAGAUUGCGAGACUACAGGAGUCUGAUAGAAAAAGACGUGAACAGAACAGACCGGAGCAACCACUUCUACGAAGGCAUCGAUAACCCAGGUCUAGUCCUCCUCCACGACAUCCUGAUGACCUACUGCAUGUUUGACUUUGAUCUUGGUUACGUCCAGGGGAUGAGUGACCUGCUGUCUCCGAUCCUCUACGUGAUGGAGAGCGAGGUGGACGCCUUCUGGUGCUUCGUCUCCUUCAUGGACCAAAUGCACCAGAACUUUGAGGAGCAGAUGCAGGGCAUGAAGACUCAGCUGAUUCAGCUCGGCACUCUACUCAGACUGCUGGACUUAUCCUUCUGGAACUACCUCGAGUCUCAGGAUUCUGGUUUCCUGUAUUUCUGUUUCCGCUGGUUGUUGAUCAGGUUCAAGAGAGAGCUCAGCUUCCACGACGUGCUGAGACUCUGGGAGGUGAUGUGGACCGGUCUGCCCUGUGACAACUUCCACCUCCUGGUCUGCUGCGCCAUCCUGGACUCAGAGAAGCAGAAGAUCAUGGAAGAGAACUACGGCUUCAACGAGAUCCUCAAGCACAUCAAUGAGCUGUCCAUGAAGCUAGACAUCGAAGAAGUCCUUCAGAAAGCAGAGGGCAUCUGUCAGCAGAUCAGGAGCUGUAAGGACUUGCCUCCCUCCAUCAGCGUCAUCCUGGGUUUUGGUGCUGCUCCGGGUCAAGGACCGGCUCCAGGACCGGGUCUGGAUCCUGACUCCGAUGUCCGUGACUGCGGAAUUGCUCCGGUCCUCAGGCCGGCCCCGCGACCGGAGGCCUGCUCCAACGGACUGUUGAGAGAAAGCAGCUCUCACAAUGGCUGCCGAGUGGCCUUCAUGUCGUAGUCUACGGAGACCAACCCGUCGCCACGGCGCCGCAGACCCAGAGAACAAGACUUUAAAAAGGAUUUGAGAUUAUUCAGAAUCAUAUUUUUCUAAUUUCUUCUACCAUAUUGUAUAUCCAUCUCUCCACGUGUCCUGAAGCUCCAUUUAGACGGUCUGUCUGUUGCUAUGGUAACGGCGAGUGUGUGACGGUGCUCCUCCACUUCCGUCCACACGCGUCAGAUUACCUCUCACUUCCUGUUCCCGGCUAACAGUGUGAGCUGCACUUCUCUCAUCACAUGAGUGAAGCACAUAUCCAGAACAUCCAUGACCAGAGCUGUGGUGGUUCAGAGUUUCUACUCAGCAGAUGGAGCAAAGCAACGUUCUGUUAUCCUCAGAAUGUCUACCUUCCUGAGGGGAACUGAAGCUCUUCUCUUUGAUCUCUUCAAACACAUCAGACUCUAGUCUUAAAAGCAGAGCCUCGCUUUGCUCCAUCACCUGCAGUAAACCUCUUCACUGGCCCUUUAAGAGAGGGGAGGAGCAGGAGAUCUUCAGGAGGUUUAAAUGGAUCUUCAAAAGCAGCGUGGUGGUUUAUCUCUGCACGGUGAGUCUGACUCUCUUCAACCUCCUUCAGUAUUAAUCAUACGACUCCGAAUGAAAGGAGAAGCUCCUGGAAUCAUGUUUUUAUACGCUGAUGAAGCGGAGUAACUUUCCCCAUUCUACGAGAGGAAACACAGGUUGGAGACACACAUGUACAUUCAUAUGUAAUGAAUAUAAGUGUGUAGUUCAGUCAUGUGGCCUAGAUAGCACUGGAGUGUCUGGAGACUAGAGUGUCUACUAGUUUCAUCCACAUAUCCACAUAUGUUUUUUACUGGUGGAACCAGACCACCAGUAAAAAACACAUCUGGCGGAGAAUCAAACUAAUUCUCAUGAGGUGUUGACUGUGGAUACAGUGGUAACCGCAGUUGUGGUUUAACUCAUCACCUGGAGUCAGUGGACAUCUCAGGACAACAGAGUUCUUUACCUUGAUUUCUUCACAAUUAGAGCCCAGCAUUUUAAUGUGAAGGAAUCUCUGCAUCUACUCUUUAAGAAGACCAGAUGUUUAUCUCCACGUAUAUCAAAGUGUUUCUUCAGAAGCCGCACCAUCACAUCUCUGAUUUACUACCGUUCUCUCCAUCCUUGCAUUAUAUAUCUCAAAUCCAUCUGGUUAUUAAUAAAGUUUUCUUAAAAAUACAAA